CGGCUUGAGGCUGCAGAGAGAAAAGGAAGUGAGCGAUCAGAAGCAUUGUAGUUUACACCGUGGUUGUGUCUGUCGUGUCACACCGCUUUCAGGACUUUUCUGUCGGAGAUGUCACAUGCAUGGAUGAUGUCCUGACAUGAUCUGUAAUGCACUGAGAAUGCACUGGGUUGCGGAGAGGCCUGGAGCUACCUCAUGGAUUUACCAGGAUGUUUAGGUCCAUACGCAUGAGCUGUAUCUGAGUACAGAGAUGCCUUUGAUGAUUGUGGAGACGAGCUGCAGCAUGAUUGGCUGGUUCUUUCUGUAUGUGCUGCUGUGUCACUGGAACAGAGCGAGAGAUUGUGAGUGGAACUGCAGACUGGUAACUCUGCUCCACGGCAUCCUGAUCGUCUGUGUGACUGCCUACAUUGGCUUCAUUGCUGGGCCAUGGCCUUUCUCACACCCCGGUACUGAAAACACAUCUCUCCAGAUCUUGGCUCUUGUGCUCAGCUUAGGAUACUUCCUCUUUGACAUGGCUUGGUGUGUGUAUUUCCGCACUGAGGGUCCGGUGAUGCUGGCCCACCACACCAUGAGCAUCUUUGGACUCGUGCUUGCACUAGGGCUGGGAGAGUCGGGCAUCGAGACCUGUGCUGUCCUGUUCGGCAGUGAGAUCACCAACCCGCUCCUGCAGGCCCGCUGGUUCCUCAAGCGCAUGGGCCGCUAUGAGAGUUUAGCAGGAGACGUGGUGGACCUGCUCUUCAUUCUUCUGUUUGCCUCUGUGAGGAUUGGUGUUGGGAGCAGAAUGCUCUAUUGUGAAUUAUCCUCUCUGAAGCCAUCGCUCGUCGUGAAAGUCGGUGGAGUGGCUAUUUACACUCUCUCCUGGAUCUUCAUGAUAGACAUUGCACGUUUUGCCUGCAAGAAAACUCGCACCAAAUACAGGCGAUGGAAGGAACAGUACAAGUUGAAUGAUGCUAAUGGACAUGCUGUUAAAGUCAGAUAGGCCUUUCUAUGCUUUAGGACUGGGGAAAUAGAAUUUUUGCUGAUAUAACUAAAAAUAUUUUGUUAAUUUAACAGGGUUACAUUUUAAUGGAUAUUUAAAAAACUCUCUAUAUCUAAAACAUACCUACAAAAAUGUAAAUCCAGUAUGGCUAUUCCUGUCAUUUCUGACUUUCUCAAAUUGGAUUUACUCUGCAAACUGCCCAUGUCAUAUAAAGAUUUUUCCUAAUUUCCAUGACUUUUCAAAGACAUAUUAUGAUAUUACUAAUUUCCACUAAAUAUUAAUAUAUUAUUAAUUUCCAUUACUUUUCAUAACUAAUAUAUUAUUCACUUCGGUGACAUAUUAUGAUUUUUUUAUUUCCACAACUGUUGCAUGACACUCUAAGAAUUUUAUUUUCAUGACCUUCAUUAAAUCAAGAUUUUUUAAUUUCCACAAAUUGUCCAUGAUAGGAUUUCAAUUUUCACGACUUUCACAUCACAUAUUAAGAUUUUAUUAAUUUACAUUUUUAUUACUUUCCAAUGACAUAUCAAGAUUUUUUAUUUUUUAAGGUUUAUUAAGAUUUCAUAUUAAGAUUUUAUUAAAUGGCAUGAAUUUUCUAUCAAAUAUUAAGAUAUUAUGAGUUCUCAUGACAUUUCCAAAACAAGCAGGACUUCCUCAGACAGAACAGUAUAAAGGCAUUACACUCUUGGAACAAAUCUUCUAAUGCCAUUGAGUCUGUCAGUGGGAGAAGGUGUCCUUGCUCAAUGUCAUUGCCUGUUACUGCAAAAGACACCAGUGUAUUUCCUCAGCAGGCAGAAGGGAACUUCAGUGAUAUUUGGAGACCAAAUACAAUGCUGCUUCAAAUUAGCAGAAGUUUGAAAGUAACCCAAACUAACCACACUCACACAGUUUCUUCUCAGGCAUGUCUGCUGAAUGUCUGCUUCAAAUUCAAUUCACCACUGACAUCUUGAUCUUGAGGAUUUUCAAAUGCAAGUGGUUUCUUGUAGCACUGCAAGACUAUUGGCUUCCUGUAUAAUUCAUACCUGUUUAUCCUCAAAGCUGAUGAGUUAUUUUUGCUGGAUUUAAAAGAAUAGAUUUAAGCAACUUAAAGGGAUAGUUCACCCAAAAAUUACAAUUCUGUCAUCAUUUACUCACAAAAGUUGUUUGAUAUCUGUAUGAGUUUCUUUCUUCUGCUGAAUAGGUAUUUUAAUGAAUGUUGGUAACCAAACAGUUGAUGUUAGAAUUGACUUCCAUUUUAUUUUUUACCAUACUUUUGAAGUCAGUGGCUACCAAAUAUGAGUAAACUGUAAUAGAAUUUCCAUUUUGGGGCAAACAAUCCAUUUAAACAUUUUGUGUGAUCUGUUUGAACUGGUACUCUUCUCUCUUACCUAAAGCAAUGGUUUUGUUAAAGAACAGACCCUAAACAGGAGGCAGGAAGCAUUAUGUAUGUGAUUGGUUGAAAUAGCCAAUGUAUCCACAGUAAAAUUUAAAAAUGGCAAAAAAAUGCAAGAAGGCUGUAUAUAGGGCUGUUUACUAUGCAGAUCUUUUAGACAGUAUGCAUGAGUCCAUAUGAAUAAAGUCUUGCUGCACAAACAAAA
Messenger RNA from Carassius gibelio (silver crucian carp), 2550 nucleotides. RefSeq names its product TLC domain-containing protein 5. Lineage: Eukaryota; Metazoa; Chordata; Actinopteri; Cypriniformes; Cyprinidae. Gene Ontology annotation, cellular component: membrane. The record is from RefSeq and is a predicted model, not a curated record. The transcript has 3 exons. The coding region runs from base 248 to 976 and encodes 242 amino acids.